Molecule: messenger RNA, 1600 nt
Organism: Gopherus flavomarginatus (Mexican gopher tortoise)
Lineage: Eukaryota; Metazoa; Chordata; Testudines; Testudinidae
Gene: EDN2
Product: endothelin 2
Exons: 5
Coding region: 49-420 (123 amino acids)
Biological process (GO): vein smooth muscle contraction; intracellular calcium ion homeostasis; regulation of systemic arterial blood pressure by endothelin
Cellular component (GO): extracellular region
Molecular function (GO): hormone activity; endothelin B receptor binding
Source: RefSeq, a predicted model, not a curated record
GAAAGCAGCCCUCAGCGUCCCAUCGGGUCCAGGCUUAACCCAGCCACAAUGGUAAACCGCCCCGCAGGCUUCUUUUCUCUUGCCAUCACCCUUUGCAUCCUGCUGGGAGAAGGUAUGGGCCGUCCUCCCCUCGAGUCCCACCUAGCUGCAAUCAGCAGCAGGCACCCCAGGACAAAGAGAUGUUCCUGCAACAGCUGGCAGGACAAGGAGUGCAUUUACUUCUGUCACCUAGAUAUUAUCUGGGUCAACACCCCAGGACAAACUGCUCCCUAUGGCUUGGGAAGCCCACCAAGGCGUCGAAAGAGAUCGCUGAAUAGGUGUGAGUGCUCGCACUCCAAGGACAGCAUCUGUGCUACCUUCUGCCAGGCAAAGCCUUGGUAUCUUGGGAACCUUAAGCUCCCACCGAGCCGUGGCGUAUAGGUAGAGUCUCCACAGCAGUGACCUGAAGCAUCCACAAACUGAUCUUCUGAGAACCUGACGGGACUUUGCUGUCUCUAAUGCCCAGCUCCCUGGAUGGCAGCACCACUCUCAGAGGAAAGUUCAACCAGCAACCUUGCCUGGAAGAAAGAGACGGAACAGAAAAAACUGUUUCCUGGAAUAAUUUGGAGUCCUGUGGAUGCCACUGGCUCUUGCCAUGGCUGCCAGAAAGAGAAGAAGGAAAGACCAUGCAGGAAAAGCAUGGGCCAAAUGGAAAAGCGGGAGAGGCAGAAGAAGCAGAGAAGGCAGCAAUCCUGCUGAAUGACCCAGCAUUGCUCAGCACUCCAGAGACUGCUGUAAAGGGAAAACAGGAUCUCCUUUUAUGUGGUCAUCAACACGUUGUGAAGGUGUGAUCUAGCCUGUUGGUUCGGGACAGGGUUUUAUUAGUCAAUACUAGCUAGAUUCCACACUGGAUUCUGACCGUUGGCACUGUCUCUGCAAUCCAUGCACUUAGGCAUAGAAAAAGCCAUGUUCAAUUCUGAACUUGGCAGCACCAAAAAAAUCCUGUAUUGAAGGCCUGGUCUACUGUGUCUUGAACCUUGUUGGAACAGGAUUCCAGCUCAGCUGCUUUGAAACAUGGUUUCGCUGGCCAUCGUGUAGACAGACUGAUUGGAGCUGUUGCCUCCUUGGGCUUGUCAUCUUAGCACUUUUCCUCUUUACUGCCCUGUCAAAGACAAUCCGAUCUGCAUUAAAUCGGGAUUCCCAUGUAACAAAUACCAUUGUACUGGUAUAGCUAACCAGGCUCUGGCUUUCUCUUGCUAAGCCAUUUGCUUGAGGUCCCUUCUCCAUGAGUGGCUCGAGUGUAGACUGAGACUAGCCUGUUUAAAUCCAAGCCCUGCACAUCAGGCUGUACAGCAAGUGGGUGGGGAAACUUAGGGAGAGCUGCAUUUCCUUUAUUGUCUCAUCUAUUGCUGAUGGAAGUAGUGCAGGUCACUUUAGUUACAUGGGGAGGGGGAACUCAGAGCCAAGCUACUAGUCCCACCAAGUGCGGAGGUGUGAAUGCUGUCUCCUGUCCUUAGACAUGUAAUUAGCUCUUAACUUAGCCCUCCUGGCUUGCUGAUAUGCACAGAACGCUCAGCUAAAGGAGGAGCUGGGGGCAGUAGCAAUUGUGAUGGUCUGAAAG